GCCAGAAGAAGACGAAGAGGGAAAUGCUGCUGUUGCUGGUGGUAUUAGCGCUUCUGGUGGUGCUGGUGUUCAAGUUCAACCGCAGCAGGGAAAAAGUGGGACGGAGCAGUCAAGUAUGUUCAAAAAAGGACGAGGACAUAAUCAACAGCACAACGUUUCUAGGACUACUGCAGCGGGAGGCGACGAUGAGAACCAUUUUUCUUCAAGUAAAAAAAGUAAUGCUAAUGCUGUUGGUGCUGUAAACAAGAAUAGCACUACGACUACAGCCAACCCCAAACCUGCUUUCCCACCGCCACCUGGAGGAGGAAAUACGAACUACCUGCUGAACCGAAACCUCGCGGCGGCAGCAGCUGCUGCACAACAUCAACAAGCACCAUCUAAUAAAUCGAACUACAACUACGUCAACAAUCAACAGCAUGAGCUCUACUAUGCGCCAGGCGCAGCUCCUGUCGUAAGUUCCAAGAACAAGAUUAUGGUCAGCUUUUUUCCAUCUUUCUCGGCAUCUUGGUCCCCUUUUGCCAGGUUGUAUUCUCAUGAAAUACAAGGGGAAAGGGGUCGAGAUGAGGGGACCAAGAUGCAAGCUAGCAGACUCCAACAAGACCUCCCAACAAGUCUCCACAGCAACACAGUCCUCAACCGAUGGUGCUGCCUGGGGAGCGACCUCAACUUCUGGAGCAGGUGCCUCUUCUUCUAGUCCUCCUAACCGACCUACUGAACCUCCGAAGAAGUAUCUGCCGACGAAAGCGGGAGAAGACGAACAAAAGGCUUUAGGGGGUGGUGGAAACAACAACAAGAAGGAGCAGCAACUGCAGAAAACAGUAUCUACUACAUCUAAUUCUAAACAAGGUCAUCAUGGUCAAACGCAGCAACAAGCGCCAGUCAUGAACGCAUUUGGCGCUCGAAGUGGGGCAACAUCGACCUUUGCCGACUCAGCUAAGAACCAGAAACAUGUUGAUGCUUGGCAAGCUGCACCAGCUUCCACGGGAGCUGCAGCGACGCAGACUGCAGGAGCUGCACUACCGAUGCCUGUGAUGCCGUCUCAAACCGCAGCAGCGGUGUUGCCAGCCCCGCCGGCGAUUCAGAACCCUCCACCGGCUUCUUGUGGUCAGAUGAAAUUAUCCCCUACAACUUCUUCAAUCAUCGCAAAUCUUUCUCCUAGCGAUCAAACACGUCUCGUUUCCGGUGUUGCCGAGUCUGUGUGGGAACUGAUCGCAUACAAGAGAGGAGCCUCUAUAUCCAUGAAGGAGUUAACGGAAAAAGUGAACUUGGGCAUACAAAAAACGGUCACGGCAGAGAAGAACAAAGCAACUUCUUCGGGUGUAGGUGGC
Amoebophrya sp. A25 is the source of this 1328-nucleotide messenger RNA. The record is from the annotation of a GenBank genome assembly. Lineage: Eukaryota; Dinophyceae; Syndiniales; Amoebophryaceae.